This is a messenger RNA of Ostrinia nubilalis (European corn borer), 2221 nucleotides long. Its product is annotated as TWiK family of potassium channels protein 9-like. NCBI's taxonomy places the organism in Eukaryota, Metazoa, Arthropoda, Insecta, Lepidoptera, Crambidae. The coding region runs from base 93 to 1628 and encodes 511 amino acids. Gene Ontology annotation, biological process: stabilization of membrane potential; potassium ion transmembrane transport. The transcript is spliced from 3 exons. The record is from RefSeq and is a predicted model, not a curated record. Gene Ontology annotation, cellular component: plasma membrane. Gene Ontology annotation, molecular function: outward rectifier potassium channel activity; potassium ion leak channel activity.
AUAAUAUUUUUAACACAUGGACAUGGAAAUAAGAUAGACGACGAAAGGAUAAUGACGUCACUGGAUGAAGGUGGGAGGUAACCGGAGUAAAGAUGGAUAUAGAUCAUGUUGUACUGGAUAAAGAAGCAAUCAACCGAUUCGAACAGUAUACAUUGGCAAAGCCUUCACUUAAUGGAGGGAUACCCUUGGACAGAUGCCAAGAUGCCGACUCGAUGGCAUCUAAUAGCAGAAAGAGAGCGCAAACUUCGCGCCAGAAAGUUGUUUGUUGCUUUUGUUUUAAAACAACUAAGUACAGAAGAAAACAAUUUAUUAUCGGCUCCCUUACGAACGUUGUGAUAUUUUCUAUUUUGUUGGCGUACACGUUUUUAGGUUCGUUUAUAUUCCUAGCCAUUGAGGGCGGAGUAGAAGUGCCGGCGAGGCCUCGGUUGCUACCGGACAGGCAAAAAACGAGCCACAGAGAGCACAAUAGCACUAAGAAACAUCCUGAAGACGAUUACGAGUAUGGUAAUUUGACACUUUCCGCCAACUAUUUCUGGGACGCCAGGAGCAGAGCCGUCGAAAAUAUCUGGGAAAUAACAGUUUCACUAAACAUUCUGUAUAGGGAGAAUUGGACUAGAUUGGCUGCACAAGAGAUCUUAAAAUUCCAAAACGAGCUAGUUCAGAGGGUGACUACAGAAAUGGCGUCGCAGUACGGAGUUAGUUACCGGGAGAUGGCCCUCGGUGAAUUUGCCGGGAGCGACGCUAGCAACCAUUAUGAAGAGCACGAAUGGAAUUUGGCGCUCGCAUUUUUCUACUCGCUAACCGUUCUAACUACAAUAGGUUAUGGAAAUAUCGCUCCGAGAACGAUUCUCGGGAAAGGUGUCACGAUUAUUUAUGCUCUCGUCGGUAUACCGCUCACUCUGGUGUACCUUUCGAGUGUCGGAUCGUUACUAUCUAAAAUGGCUCGAAGUGUAUUCAGCCGAGCGUUAUGUUGCUGUCUUUGCUCCAACUGUGGCUACUGCUGCUACGACGAAAGGCGAAUGGCAGAGAAGGAACGGAGAAUGAAGCUUAAAAGGCAACAAGAAGAAAUGCUCAACAGUCAGAACACUAGCAAAACUCCAACAGAAGAGUGCUAUGUAUUAAAACCUGACAGUCAGAAAGACUUAUCCAUAUCAGAGAGGCCUACUACAAGUACAGCGAAAGAUGACGUCAUUAGUUGGCCAGAUACCGACUCAAAACUGUCAAUGCAUGGCUUGAGCAUUCUAGCGCCUGUUCUUCUGUGUCUUUCUGCGAUAUUUAUCUACAUAGUCAUAGGAGCCGUGGUCCUAUUCAAAUUAGAUGGUAUGGGUAUCAUAGACGGUUUUUAUUUUUGUUUUAUGGCUUUAAGUACAAUAGGUUUCGGUAAUAUCAUCCCUGGUAUGAGUUACACGACUAUCAGUGGGGUCAGGUAUUACACAAUCAACUCUACUACUCUAUGGUUUUGUUCUGGAUACACUCUGACUGGGUUGGCCUUAACAGCAAUGUGCUUCGGCGUCAUCCAUGAUGAGAUUAUUUACAGGAUAAAGCAUCAACAGAAAGAGUGGUCUCAGAAAAGUAAUACAGUCAACGAUGAGGUCAAUUUAAAUGAUCCGUUUUACAUGAACUCCUGACAAAUGUUUAAUAAGGGGAAGUCGGAGAACUUGUACAGUAUAAUGGAGGAUAAUUCUGUAGUGGAGCGUAAUAGGAUUGAAAUUGACAAUAGGGAUGUAGUUCUUAGUGUAGAUGAUAUAACGACGGCAGUAGAUGCUGCUGCCGACUUCCCUCCGCCCCCUUCAGAAGAUGAAAUAGUUACUAUUGUAACUAAGAAGGAGCCGAAAGGAUUUGGCAAUAUGGUGGCAUACAAUGCAUUACCAGAAAUGCUUGAACAUGUAAAUACAUAAUUGUACAGAUUUUCUACAUUAUUGUAGUUUUUUAUGAAUUACUUUCCGUUUGUUUAAUUUACUGGCUGUGAAAUAUUUGUUUAGACAUAUUUUUUAGGAUCGAAUAUCAAGAUUGUAUCUCGAAUUCACUUUUCCACAAUAUUGUAUGAUUGUAACUUUGUAAAUAUUGUAAUUAAACUUAGUUUUAAGACGGAAACGAUGUCUAACAUCUUUUAUCUAAAUCUAUUUGUCAACUGUUAAUAUCAAGAAAUGUAAUUGUAACAAUUUUCAUGUGAAUAGUUUCUUUGUAAAAAUAUCAGUUUAAUAAAAAACAAAUAACUCUA